AUGGAUAAUGGUGCAGAUGCUAAUGAUGUUGAAAUGAACAGAGGUAGUUAUGUGGAUAAUGAAGAAGGAAAAGAGGAUUUGGAUGAUUACAGAGCUAUGGGUGAAAUAUUAGAUGAUGAUAUAAGAGAGAUGAAAUUUGAAUCAGAGAAAAAAGCUUGUGAGUUUUAUGAAACAUAUGCAGAAUAUCAUGGGUUUGCUGUAAGAAAAGAUGAGCUUGACCGUGAUUUCAAAAAUAAUAUUAUUAUGCGCCAAUUGGUUUGUAAUAGAGAGGGGAAAAGACAUAAAAAACAUAUGUUAAGGGUGGACCGACAUAGAGAGCCAAGGCCAAUCACUCGAACAGGUUGUCUUGCUCGGUUGCGUGUGGCGUAUGAUGUUAUGACUAGGAGUUGGAGAGUUAUUGCAUUUGAAUCCGCUCAUAAUCAUAAGUUAACUCCACAACGGUUUGUUCAUUUUAUUCCUAAGUAUCGUCGACUGAGUGAAGCUGAUAAAGCGCUUGUUGAUGGCUUGCAUACAUGUGGUGUUAGAACAUGUCAUAUUUUGGGUUUUAUGUUGGGUCAGAAAGGUGGUCAUGAAUAUUUGGGAUUUAUCAAGAAGGACCUAUAUAAUUAUUUUAGUAAUGGAGCCAAGGCUAAAAGAGAAAAUGGAGAUGCUUUUGCUGCUUUGUCUUAUUUACAGGCUAAAGCCGACAAUGAUCCGAUGUUUUUUUCGAAGUUUACCACAACAGAGGAUGGUCGUCUACAAAAUUUAUUUUGGUCAGAUGGAACUAGCCGAUUUGACUUUGAAUGUUUUGACGAAAAGACAGAGACAUAUAAGUGGGUUUUAAAUGCCUUUUCUGAAGCAAUGUUCCAUAAAUGUCCAAAUGUGUUUGUUACUGACGGAGAUGGUGCGAUGCGGGAAGCUAUUAGAGUUGAAUUUCCAAAUGCGUCACAUCGCCUUUGUUUAUGGCAUUUACAUCAAAAUUCUAUUGAGAAUGUCAAGAAUACAAAGUUCCUAGAAGAGUUUAAGUCAUUGAUAUAUGCUAACUAUACCCCCGAGACAUUUGAAGAUGAGUGGAAGAGGAUUAUUGAUGAUAAUGGUCUAUCAGAUAACAAAUGGGUUAAGAAAACUUAUGAGAUAAAGAAAAUGUGGUCGAGUGCGUACAUGCGAGACACACUUUUUUGUGGUAUAAGAACUACAUCAAUGUGUGAAGGUAUCAAUUCAUUUAUCCAGGGGUAUGUGGACAAUAAAAACAGUCUUGUGGAUUUCAUGCAGAAUUUUGAAAGAGCUUUGAAAGAAUACAGACAUAACGAAUUAUUGUCUGAUUUUAAGUCGUUCUAUUAUGAACCCGUGUUGACAAGUGCUUUAAAAGGAAUUGAGACUGGAGCAUCAGAGAUAUUUACAUGUAAAAAAUUUAGGGAUGUUAAAAAUGAGAUAGAAGGUGCAGCUGCAUUGAAUAUCAUUGACAGAAUUGAGAUUAGAAUUCCGUGCUCUCACAUUAUUUGUGCCAUGAGGCAUGAGCAUAUGAAUGUGUUUCCAAAAAGUUUGAUUUGUAAGAGAUGGACUAAAUCAGCCAAGGAUGAUCACAUUGCGUCGGUGUUUUCUGAAGAAAGUGAUUCUGAAAAGUUGUUCAUGUUUCGUAGAGGCGCAAUGGUAGACUUAGAAUUUGAUUUCGCGGUUCCGGCGACGGAGCUAUUUGCGAUUCAAAACGACGUGGUGUUCAUAGCGUUGAAUCAGGGGAGAUGGUCGCGUAUUAGGCUGCCUGCGUCGGAAUCGGAAGCGAUCGCGGUGGCUGCAGGGCGGAGUCGUAGCUUCGUCGGAAUGGAUGGAGAUCGCGUCGGACUCCCUGCCGGAAACGCUGGCCGGUGGCUGGGAGCAGUCCAAUCAUGGGUGUUUAGGUUAUCUCUAUUUGAUUUUUCUGAAAUGCAAAAUUGA
Molecule: messenger RNA, 1911 nt
Organism: Vicia villosa (hairy vetch)
Lineage: Eukaryota; Viridiplantae; Streptophyta; Magnoliopsida; Fabales; Fabaceae
Product: protein FAR1-RELATED SEQUENCE 5-like
Exons: 4
Coding region: 1-1911 (636 amino acids)
Source: RefSeq, a predicted model, not a curated record